AUGGAGUCAAGGUGUGGCGCCCGUACCGCUAUUCGGACCAUGUAUAAGAAUCCGUACCUUGCUCGAUUCAAAGACAAAUGUAAGGUGCCACCCGAUUUCUACAAGAAGACCACAGGACUCACAGGUCUUUUCGUCAACCAGCAUCCUCAUCGUACUUUGACCGUAGUGUAUUCUCGUAUUCUCAAGGCCCUGGAGCAUAUUCCUCCCACUGCGGCUUACAGAAAGUAUACAGAAGCAAUUGUUAAACAACGCCUUGGAUUGGUUCAAUCCGAAGAUAGUAUUCCCACACUAGAAGAGAAGAUAGGAAUGGGGCAAAUCGAGGAAGUUAUUGAACAGGCAGAAUACGAACUAGAAGCUACAAGAGCCAUCAUAGAGUCGAGAGCAUGGGAACCGCUCGUCGAGGAGGCUCCAAAAGGCCAGUGGGACUGGCCAAUUGUGUAG
Molecule: messenger RNA, 441 nt
Organism: Angiostrongylus costaricensis
Lineage: Eukaryota; Metazoa; Nematoda; Chromadorea; Rhabditida; Metastrongylidae
Source: the annotation of a GenBank genome assembly